Messenger RNA from Oncorhynchus tshawytscha (Chinook salmon), 3043 nucleotides. RefSeq names its product phosphatidate cytidylyltransferase 1-like. Gene Ontology annotation, cellular component: endoplasmic reticulum membrane. The transcript has 13 exons. The record is from RefSeq and is a predicted model, not a curated record. Gene Ontology annotation, molecular function: phosphatidate cytidylyltransferase activity. Bases 304 to 1656 code for a protein of 450 amino acids. NCBI's taxonomy places the organism in Eukaryota, Metazoa, Chordata, Actinopteri, Salmoniformes, Salmonidae.
GUGUCUAACUUCACACAGGUUCAGACACCUGAGAUGGCGAACGACAACUGCGGUAAUAAACAAAACACAUUCGGAUCAGGCUAGUAGAGAGGCUGCGUACUGUUGUGUCAAAAUAACAGCACAUUGCACAUUGCAGAAUCGGAAAAACCGACCAUUUAUUUCCUGGUUAAACCCCAUUGAAGAUCUUCAUAACCCCGUGUGUGAUUACAAAAGGGGGCCGACGAGGUUCAAUUCCAAGCUGCUUCAGUUGAGUCUUCACACUCAAUUUUUUUUGUAUGUGUCUUGAGUGAAAAUUAGGAAAACAUGACGGAGGUAAGGAAGAGAGGAGGAAAAGGAGGAGAUGCCGACAGCGUUAGUGACAAGGAGGCAGAUGGAGAGGACAGACUGGGUCUGCCUGGUGAGGCCGGAGGAGACGGCGAAUAUAAAGCAGACACCCCAUCCGUUCCUCCCUCCACAGCAGACAACACUCCACAGUUCCUCAAAGAGGCCGUGGAGGGCCUCAACCCCAGAUGGAAGAACUGCUGUAUACGAGGGGUCCUAUCCAUGGCCAUGAUAUCAGGAUUCUUCAUGAUGAUCUACCUGGGACCUAUCAUGCUCAUAGUAGUGGUGAUGACCAUCCAGAUCAAGUGUUUUCAGGAGAUCAUAGAUAUCGGCUACAGAGUCUACCAUUCCUACGAGCUGCCCUGGUUCAGGACACUCAGCUGGUACUUCCUGGUUUGUGUGAACUACUUCUUCUAUGGUGAGACAUUGGCGGAGUACUUUGGUGCGUUGGUGCAGAGAGAAGAACCGCUCCAGUUCCUGGUCCGAUACCAUAGAUUUAUCUCCUUCGCUGUCUACCUGGCAGGUUUCUGCAUGUUUGUUCUGAGUUUAGUGAAGAAGCAUUACCGCCUGCAGUUUUACAUGUUUGCGUGGACCCAUGUUACCCUACUGAUAGUGGUGACUCAGUCUCACUUGGUCAUCCAGAACCUGUUUGAAGGAAUGAUCUGGUUCCUCGUCCCUGUCUCCAUAGUGAUCUGCAAUGACAUCAUGGCCUACCUGUUUGGUUUCUUCUUUGGCAGAACACCACUCAUUAAGCUGUCUCCCAAGAAGACGUGGGAGGGAUUCAUAGGAGGGUUCUUUGGAACCCUGGUCUUUGGAUUCAUACUGGCAUACCUGCUAGCUCAGUUCCAGUACUUUGUCUGUCCCGUGGAAUACAACAGUGAGACCAACCGUUUCACUGCGGAGUGUGAACCCUCGGACAUUUUCGUGAUGCACGAGUACACAUUGCCCUUCACUGUCCAGAGCAUCCUCAGAUGGAAAACGGUGACCAUCUACCCAUACCAGAUCCACAGCGUGGCGCUCUCUACCUUCGGCUCUCUCAUUGGUCCUUUUGGAGGAUUCUUCGCCAGCGGAUUCAAACGAGCGUUCAAGAUUAAAGACUUUGCAGACACCAUCCCUGGUCACGGGGGCAUCAUGGAUCGCUUCGACUGUCAGUAUCUGAUGGCUACCUUCACUCACGUUUACAUAGCCAGCUUCAUCAGGGGUCCCAACCCCAGCAAGGUGUUACAGCAGCUGUUGGUCCUGCAGCCAGAGCAGCAGCUCAGUAUCUUCAACGCCAUGAGAGACCGCCUGAGAGACAGGGGAAUACUGCCCCCUGCUGCCACGGAGGCGAUGUAGAACACACACGCAAGAGGGGGAGAGUGUGUGUGUGUGUGAGAGAGAGAGAGGAAGAGUUUGGCUGUGUGUGUGUGAGAGAGAGGAAGAGUUUGGCUGUGUGUGUGUGUGUGUGUGUGUGAGAGAGCGAGAGGAAGAGUUUGGCUGUGUGUGUGUGUGUGUGUGUGUGAGAGAGAGAGAGGAAGAGUUUGGCUGUGUGUGUGUGAGAGAGAGGAAGAGUUUGGCUGUGUGUGUGUGUGUCUGAGAGAGUGUCUUUGGCUGCUUGUGUGUGGCCUGCACCUUCUUCCAGACACUCAUCCCUCAUCUGCCCAGCGUCUGUUUUUUUUAUUUUCUUGUUUCUAACCAGUCAUUACUGUGAACUAAGAUGUUGCUCCCAGCAUCAAGGAGUUACCAAUAACAGCAGCCACAACAACACGUUCAGACUGUCAUAGCUACCACUGGGACCUGCAUGAGUACCUAACUACACAAACAAACUGCAUCAACCGACCGUUAUGCUACCAAGCUAACAGCAGCGUCAACCGACCGUUAUGCUACCAAGCUAGCUAGCAGCAGCGUCAACCGACCGUUAUGCUACCAAGCUAGCAGCAGCAUCAACCGACCGUUAUGCUACCAAGCUAGCUAGCAGCAGCGUCAACCGACCGUUAUGCUACCAAGCUAGCAGCAGCAUCAACCGACUGUUAUGCUACCAAGCUAGCUAGCAGCAGCAUCAACCGACCGUUAUGCUACCAAGCUAGCUAGCAGCAGCAUCAACCGACCGUUAUGCUACCAAGCUAGCUAGCAGCAGCAUCAACCGACCGUUAUGCUACCAAACUAGCUUGCAGCAGCAUCACCCGACCGUUAUGCUACCAAGCAAACUACCAGCAGCAGCCGCAACCGACUGUUGUGCUACCAAGCUAGCUUGCAACAGCAUCAACCGACCGUUAUGCUAUCAAGCUAGCGAGCUAAAGACUAAAGGCUGCGUUGCUCUGAACAGAAUGUCUUCCUAAACAAAAAUGGAUCCUAACUAAGCACACAGAUAGGGGACAGUGGGUGACUGACUUGACGGUUUCUCUACGGAUGUACGGAGAACAUUGCACUGAUUGAAGGAAGAAAGGCGGUAAAGCUUUUACAAUACAAGGCUAUCAGCUUAUCCUGGGUUAGUGUCUUGGUGUUGGAAGUGGUUUUAAAGCAACAGCGGGGUUGUUGUAUUCACUAGACACCAAAUGGAGGGGAAAACGGACUGAAAACAGGGACCUGGCCUGAAUUUGUCCAACAAGAAAAGCCUGUUUUUAACUUUCUGUUGCCCUUAGUGCUACGGUGUGAAAUACGACCCAGAGGACAAAAAAAAAAUGUGUUUUUGUAUGUCAGCUGCUCCAACAUGUUUUCAAGAUACUAAAUACACUUGACUUAG